This is a messenger RNA of Nerophis ophidion (straightnose pipefish), 8481 nucleotides long. RefSeq names its product piezo type mechanosensitive ion channel component 1 (Er blood group) (gene piezo1). The transcript has 54 exons. The record is from RefSeq and is a predicted model, not a curated record. Bases 555 to 8177 code for a protein of 2540 amino acids. NCBI's taxonomy places the organism in Eukaryota, Metazoa, Chordata, Actinopteri, Syngnathiformes, Syngnathidae.
ACAGGUGGACGUUCACGCUCAAAACAUGUCAACUACGGUCCAGACGCGUGCUAAAGGAGUAGAUUAAACGUUUCCGAGAAAGCUCGAAAGCGGAAAAAUUCAAUAACAUUUUUUUGUUGCGUUACAGUAACAUUUAGACAAUUAAUGUGACAUAUCUAAACAUUCUGACUGAGGCUGAAGUAGCAGUUAGUGCAACAGGGAGGUGACCAGCAACAAAGAAUUGCUUCUCUAUGGACGCCCAUGAAUCACUUUUUCCAUCCCCAAUACUUUCUUCAGACUGGGCCUCCUUCCAAUAACUUUUUUUUUUCUUUGCCGGCAGGACGAGUGGAAUGAGUCGCCUUCCUCUACACCAACGUAACUGUACUCGGAACGUUUUUUUUUUCCUUUUUCCUAAACUGGAAUACUGUUCUGUGUUGUGGUCUCUUUCAGAAGUAGGCCAGGGAUUAUCCUCUUUUUUUUAACCAACUUUUCUAGUUCCUUUGUGUUAUGUUUUACGUGUGGAAAACUAACCGAAACAUUGCUCCCGUCGGGGUCCUUUUUUGACAGACCCGGACAUGGAUCUCCAGGUGGCGGUUUGGUUUAUUUACUGCUUCGUUCUGCCUUCCGUCUUGUUAUCAGCUUGUCUACUACGCUACAAUGUGCUGUCACUGGCUUACUUUUUGUACCUUCUGUUGCUGCCAUGGUUUCUGUGUCCCAACAAACACACCAUCAGAGGUCACACAGGACAUUUCAUCAGAGCAGUAUUCUGUACCAGUCUAUUUUUUGUACUGGGCCAUAUCUGCUUCCAGACAGUGUUCUACACCUAUCCUCCUCUAAACAUUGCCAUUGGUGAUAACUGUUCUCAAGUGGAGAUCAUAACCAGCCAUAUAGGACUGUCCAGGCUUUCAUUGGAGGAUCCUUGGAAUAUCUUGCGCCUUUUAUGUCCAGACCUGGUGGUGUGUGUGGUCGCUUUGUUAACCAUUAUCCUGUGCAGAAAACUUGUCACAAACAGAGUAAUGCUGGCUGCGCCUAAUAUUACAACAAUAGAUGAUGAUGCAACAGAAGAUGAAGAUGAAAAAGAAGACUCAGAGGAUGAGGAUGAAGUUGGGUCAUUUCAUGGUGACCACACUCAGGAGUUUUCAACUACAUCCUUAGCCAAGCAGCUGGCUGAGCGUCUAAAAGCUGAAGUCCGUAAAGUGCUGCUGGACCUGGGAAGAAUUUUAGCCGUUAGCCUGCUUGCUUUGGCAGGAAUCACAUUGCCUUCCGCUUUCUCAGCUGUCUACUUCCUGCUUUUUAUUGGAGUCAGCACAUGGUGGUCAUGUCACUUUCCAAUUAGUCAACUGGGUUUCAAUGCUCUGUGUGUGAUGGUGGGCUUCUUCACUGCUGGCCACAUUGUUUGUCUGUACCUGUACCAGUGUCUCUUGGCCCAGGCUCUUUUCCCCCCAAACAGCCUGUGGGCGAGACUCUUUGGUCUAAAGGACAUUAUCAAACCAGGGAACUGCUCUUCACUCUAUGAUUUCAACCUUAAUACUGAAUACGACUGGCCAGUUUAUGUCAACCCAGGAAUACUCUUCCUUCUCUACAUUACCUCAGCAACUGUUUUGAAGACAGGUCAUGGAACACCUCACCAGAAAGAGGAGAACCAGAAGCCCAAACAUGCAAACGAGCUGGAAGAGGAGAUGGUCGAGUUAAGAUCAUGGAAUCAAAAGACGGACAACUGUUCAAAUGACACACAGCAUAUGCUCUUGUGUGUGGAGACUGACACUGUGGUUGAAGGAAGUCUACCAGAACUUGGUUUUUGUCAUGCUGCCGGUGAACAAAAGGCUCAAAAUCAAUUUUUAAUUCUGGGAAAGGUGGUCAUGCAGCAGAGCUAUGUCUGUGCUCUGAUAUCAAUGAUGGUUUGGAGCAUUACAUACCACAGCUGGCUGACAUUUGUGUUACUGCUGUGGGCUUGUCUCAUCUGGAUUCUGCGUGCGAGACGACAUGCAGCCAUGCUGUGUUCUCCGUUUAUCUUGCUUUAUGGUUUGGCAUUGUGUUGUCUGCAGUAUAUAUGGGCCAUGGAACUUGAGCCUGAACUUCCGACCACCAUUGGAACCAUGAGUCUCAGACAACUAGGACUGGAUAAAGCCCAGUAUCCGUGUCUGCGCCUGGGAGCUAUACUCCUCUUCACUUCAACCUUCUGGUUAUUAGUACGCCAGUCCGUUAAGGAAAAUUUCAGCAUCAAAAGGAAAAUGACCACACCUCUACAAGAAGUCAUUACAGGGGUGGAUUCCACAAAUGAAUCAGCGCUAAAGGUCCUGGGUGGCAUGGUGAUGAGUUGUUAUGCCAAAUAUUGGAUCUACGUGUGUGGUGGGAUGUUCCUCAUGGUCUCUUUUGUGGGAAAACUUGUCGGAUACAAGCUCAUCUACAUGCUGCUUUUCCUGCUCUGCCUCUGUAUAUAUCAGGUGUACUAUUCUGUCUGGAGGCGUCUUUUAAAGCUCUUCUGGUGGCUUGUUGUGGCCUACACAAUGCUGGUGCUGAUAUCCAUCUACACAUACCAGUUUGAAGACUUCCCCGGUUAUUGGAGGAAUUUCACUGGUUUCAAAGAACAACAACUGGCUGCGAUUGGUCUGGAGAUGUUUGCCCUCUCAGAGCUGUUUACUAGCAUUCUGAUCCCUGGAUUCUUUUUGUUGGCCUGUAUCCUACAGCUGCAUUAUUUCCACAAACCCUUCAUGAGAAUCACUGAUCCCGAUCAUGUUUCACCAAUGCACAGGAAAAGCAGCUGUGUGCAGCCUGGCUCAAGUAAUGUUGAACUGACCUCUGAAGUGGAAGUGGUAACAAACGUCGAUGGUGAAUCAACAGAUAAAGAAAAGUUAAUGCAGAGUAAGUGGGGUCUGGUGAUGGACAGGUUACUGGUUCUGUUCAGAAAGUUCUCAGACAUACUUACCAAAGGUCAAGUCUUUCUGUGGAGGCUUCUGGAAAUUCACAUCAUUAAAAUGGUGGCCUUCUAUUCGGUGUGGGUUGCGCUUGAAGAGCCAUCUGUGCUUAACCUUGUCCUGGUGGUGCUGUGGUCACUGGCAAUGCCAUUUAGUCGCUUCAGGCCGAUGGCUUCCAGCCUGUCAACAGUCUGGGUGUGUGUAAUCAUCAUGUGUAGGAUGCUGUACCAGCUAAGUAUCGUCAGCCCUCCUGAGUACUCCAGCAUCUGUGGCCAACCUCUGCAAAAUGAAACCAACCUGUCCGAAAAGGAAAUAAAGAAUUCUUCCCUCUAUGGGGCACCGGUGGAUCCAGCCAGAUGGUUUGGCAUCAGGAAGGAAGCUACCGUACUGGACUAUAGCAAGAGCCAUUUAGCCGUGCUGCUAUUGUUGGUGAUUGAGGCCACAGUGUAUCGUCAUCAGGCUCACCACUACCGUCAGCUUCAACAAUCUCCUCCGAGCAUACCUGCCCUGUUCCCAGAAGCCACUAGGGACACUUUGGACAAAGGCCUCAUACCAUGCUUCAAGUACCUGCUCAACUACACUUUCUACAAGUUUGGAUUAGAGAUUUGCUUCCUGAUGACUGUGAAUGUGAUUGGCCAACGGAUGAACUUCUUGGUCAUAAUACAUGGUUGUUGGUUGGUUGCCAUUUUAGUGAGGCGACGUCGGGCAACAAUUGCAAAGAUAUGGCCAAAAUAUUGUCUCUUUCUGGCCAUCUUCAUGAUCUAUCAGUAUUUACUGUGUGUGGGUAUUCCACCUGCUCUCUGCAAAGAUUACCCAUGGCGGUGGAACGCUCCAGUUUUAAUGAACUCUGCUCUCAUUAAAUGGCUUUAUCUACCAGAUUUCUACACAGUCCCUAACUCAAAAAACCUGAUAGUGGACUUUGUUCUGCUGAUAUGUGCGUCCCAGCAGUGGAAAGUGUUUCAGUGUGAGCAUACGGAGGAGUGGAUGGUUCUGGCAGGAGACAAUACAGACAGCCCUAAUCCGAUGGAAGAUCGACCGUUCAACCCUGCACCCAACUUCAUCAACUGCAGGAGUUACCUGGACAUGGCCAAGGUUUUUGUUUUUUGCAACCUAUUCUGGUUUGUGCUCUCAGUGGUCUUCAUGACAGGGGCUACACGUGUGUCUGUGUUUGGAUUGGGAUACCUUCUCUCCUGUUUCUUUUUUUUGCUUUUUGGUACCCAAUUACUGGUCAAACCAUCCAGGACGCGCCUCGCCAUGUGGGACUGUCUCAUCAUUUAUAAUGUUGCAGUCAUCAUAUCAAAAAAUGUUCUUUCGAUUCUGGCAUGUGUGUUUGUGUUGGAGAUGCAGAAGAACUUCUGUUGGAUGAUCCAACUCUUCAGUCUAGUUUGCACAGUCAAAGGAUACUACGAUCCAAACAUGAUAAGUGAUAAGAACUGCAGCCUCCCUAUAGAAGAAGCUGGGAUCAUCUGGGACAGUAUUUGCUUUGUUUUCCUGUUGCUGCAAAGAAGGGUCUUCCUCAGUUGCUAUUUCAUUCAUGUAGUUGAAGAAUUGCAGGCAUUUGGUAAACAGGCAUCGAGGGGAUUUGAGCUCUUCAAUGCCACCAUAAUGAAAAACAUGAAAUUAUACCAAAAGGCUGAGAAAAAAUCCCUAUCCCAGCUCAAGAGAUCAAUGCAAAGAAUCCUUUCCAAACAACAGAAGUACAGAAAUGGACACACAAUUAUUGAUGACAACGCCCAGAAUGAAAAUCCUGAAACUAAGACAGAGAGAAAGGGUUGUUCUCAGUCAUGUUUGAACCAUGCAACAGUCCUGCACUCAGGAGAGUACUACCUGUUUGAAUCCGAUAGCGAAAGUGAACAGGAACAAUUGACUGAAGAGCAGAAGCCUCAGAAACAGACGGCUUAUCAGUUGGCUUAUCAAGCGUGGGUGACCAAUUUGAAAAGAGCGCUGAGAGAACGUCAGAGAGGCCAAAGACAACACAGACUUGAAAUGGUCGAGGAUGAGAUUGCCACGCAACAGGUGUCACAAGAGGAGGCUUGUUCUGUAAAAGACGACAACUAUGUGUUUGAAGACCUUCAGUUUAAGGAGCUUGAGGAACCGGAGGAGUCUGGUCAUGGAGAGAUUGUUCAGAGGAUCUUAGAUAUCAUACGUUUCUUAUGGGCCAUACUUCAAGCCAUGAUGGAUGGACUGACACAAUGGCUUAACCUGCUGACUAAACAGUAUAGGGAAACGUCUACAGUUCUAUGCAAUGAACGCUACUUCCUAAUAAAAAGGAUACAGCAACCUCACACAACAGCGGACCCUACGGCUGAGCAGUUGUCGCAAAGAAGUGAGAGUUGUCAUUCGAAUCAAACUGAUACGGAUUUCUGUACACUUUGCAGCUCUUUAGAAGAUAGCCAGGCUGCAGGGGUCUUGUCUUCCCACAGACCAAGCCUUGGCAGCACUGCCAAUCUCUUGCUUCCUGAGUUACCCCAUGGAAGCAGUGACCACUUAGCAGAACAGUCCAUUCAACAACACAGACACUCCAGAACAGCCAGUGAGGUCCUGGGAGACAGGUACAUCUCCAUUGAAGAGCUGGAGCAAAGUAGAAUGUUCUACAACAAACAAAACCGUGUGCUACAGCUGCUCUUUGCCACGCACAGUUUGUUGGCUGCCAACUCUGAGCAUUUUUGUUAUUUCAUCAUCAUCUUGAAUAAUGUGGUCAGUGCUUCUGUAAUAUCACUGGUCCUGCCCAUUUUGGUCUUUGUAUGGGCUAUGUUGACUGUUCCAAGACCAACCAAAAGAUUUUGGAUGACUGCCAUUGUCUACACAGAGGUGAUGGUGGUGGUAAAAUAUAUUUUUCAAUUUGGAUUUUUUCCUUGGAACAGUGUUUAUGAGAUUACUUUAAAUGAAGACAAACCAUUUUUUCCACCUCGCAUCCUGGGUGUGGAGAAGACGGACACGUAUAUAAGAUAUGACCUUCUUCAGUUGCUGGCCUUGUUUUUCCACAGAUCUUUGCUAAUGCGUUAUGGCCUGUGGGACCACAAAGACCCCUUGGACGGACAAAGUACCUCAGUAGAGAAUAAUGAGGAGAAAGAAGGAAAAAACAAAGCGUGUAGAUUAGACUCUGUCUGCACCACGGAAAACCCAAAUAUCACUGACCUGGAACAACUGGAAAAGGCUAAUGUGACCACACAACUCCUUUCAGCUGACUCAGCAGCAGCUCAUGAGGAACAACCAGUUAUGCCUGGACUGAAUCUUUCCGAUAGCUUGAAAAAGGAUGCAUUGAGCGGGAGCAAGGAGGAGUUCAUUGAUGAAGUCCAGCAGAAAAGUGGCGGUCUUCACUUCCGCAAAAAACUAAAAGGGCUUAAAAAACAGAAUUCUAAAGCAAAGUCCACUGCUGAGAGUGCAUAUUCCAGCAAAGACCAAGCGAAAAAAAAUAGGAAGGACAAGAAAAGAGAAGCAGCCAGUCGUAAACUACAAACUAUUGGACACAAGUUGAAGCACACAUUAAAAUAUGGGAUUCAGGGUGUUUACAAACCUAUUCAAGGUUUCUUCAUUAGUACUCUCAGGGCAGACUAUCGUGUUGCCACUGAUGUCUAUGCACUUAUGUUCCUGACUGAUGUCAUCGACUUCAUCAUCAUCGUGUUUGGAUUUUGGGCUUUUGGGAAACACAGUGCAGCAGCUGAUAUAGCAUCCACCUUGUCAGAAGACCAGGUUCCAGAAGCAUUUCUGGUGAUGCUCCUCAUCCAGUUCACUACCAUGAUCAUUGACAGAGCACUAUACCUGCGGAAGGCUGUUUUGGGGAAACUCAUUUUCCAGGUGGGUCUUGUGGUUGGGAUACACCUGUGGAUGUUCUUUAUACUCCCCGCUGUCACUGAAAGGAGGUUCAACCAGAACUUAGUGGCUCAGCUGUGGUACUUUGUCAAAUGUAUUUACUUUGCCCUGUCAGCAUACCAGAUCCGUUGUGGAUACCCCACUCGUAUUCUUGGCAACUUCCUCACCAAAAACUACACCCAUCUCAACCUUUUUCUCUUCCAAGGUUUUCGUCUGGUUCCUUUCCUUGUAGAGCUGCGAGCAGUGAUGGACUGGGUUUGGACUGAUACUACUCUGUCUCUCUCCGACUGGAUGUGUGUCGAGGACAUUUAUGCCAACAUUUUCAUCAUCAAAUGCAGCCGUGAGACAGAGAAGAAAUACCCGCAGCCUAAAGGACAAAAAAAGAAGAAGAUGGUGAAAUAUGGAAUGGGAGGACUGAUCAUCUUCUUCUUAGUGUGCAUCAUCUGGUUUCCCCUUCUCUUCAUUUCAUUGGUCAGAUCUGUGGUGGGUGUCAUAAACCACCCUAUUGAUGUCACUGUUACCGUCAAACUUGGAGGAUAUGAGCCUCUCUUCACCAUGAGUGUCCAGCAGCAGUCAAUUCAACCCUUUACACAGGUGGAUUAUAAUGAACUCACUCAAAAGUUUGGAAACAAUGCGGUAGCCAUGCAAUUCAUUUCUCUCUAUGGUUCUGAGGACAUUGUUACAGCCAUGAUUGAAGGCAGUUCGGGAUCAGUUUGGAGAAUCAGCCCCCCCAGCAGACGUGAACUCAUAAAAGAACUUCUCGAAAGUCCCUCUGACCUAACAUUACGCCUGUCAUGGAAUUUCCAAAGGGACCUGGGUAAAGGAGGGACCGUGGAGUACACAUAUGACAAACAUUCUAUUCACCUGGAGCCUGGGAACCCAGUCAGGGCUAAUCUAGCUUCUCUUCUGGUGGGCAAUCACACUAAGCCUGUGCAUGUUCCAAAUAUGUUCCCAAAUUACAUCCGUGCCCCCAAUGGAGCAGAGGCCAAACCAGUCAAUCAACUAUAUGAAGGGAACGAAGGAGGUUACCAGAAUAUAACCCUUUUCCUGAUGAGUGACGAGUCACUGAACUCCAGUGGGAAGCAGGAGUGGUGGGACAUUGCCAUUGGGGGCUGUGCCCCUUCUUCAUGUGGAGUUCUGUCCAUGGUCAUAUUCAAUGACAAAGUCAGUCCACCCAGCCUUGGCUUCCUUGCUGGAUAUGGGAUCAUGGGUUUGUAUGUGUCUGUGGUCCUUGUCAUUGGGAAGUUUGUGAGAGGCUUCUUCAGUGAGAUCUCCCACUCAAUCAUGUUUGAAGAACUUCCCUGUGUGGACCGCAUACUCAAGCUCUGUAUGGACAUUUUCUUGGUGCGUGAAACUGGUGAGCUAGAACUGGAAGAGGAGCUUUAUUCAAAACUCAUCUUCCUCUAUCGAUCACCAGAAACAAUGAUCAAAUGGACUAGGGAUAUCCACAGCCAAGACAGAGAUCGAUGAACCGAUUGGUUGUCUUUUGACUAUGUCUUUUUUAUAAUGUCCAAAGCAACAAAUCAAGUCAGAGUUUAUGAGAGGACUGCAAGAUUGGAGAUGGAUGGAUGCUGGAACUCCACACACUUACAUAAAGAUCAACGAAUGUACCUGUACACUGUAAAGCCUAACAUGUUGGAAAUGUCUACAAGCUAAGCUGUUAGCUGUUUUGAUUUAAUUAACUUAACCAAAAUCAUGACUGCUAAGCUUCACCACAAUUUUAUGACUAAUGUAUAGUACAUCAUGUUUACAAUAAAUGGCUUUUUGUAUCGUA